AUGUUGUCAACUAAAGCCCAGACAAAGCUUUGCUCCCCUAAACAAGCAGUCCAGCUCUCCAGGACCCUGACACCACUGCUCCAGGGAUCGUCAAUCGGAUACCACGCUGGCUUGCGGAUCUCCUUUGCCUCAGUUUAUCAGCAUGGAGACUUAAGGCCCUUCUCUACCACUUCCAGCAGGAAUCUCCGCGACAUUUUCCCCGCCAAAGAAACGGAACACAUCCGCCAAACACUCCCGGCUUGGCCUCAUCAUGGCUAUACAGAACAGGAGAUGCUGGAUGUAGUCCCGGCCCAUCGAGAAGUCAAGACCUGGGGGGACUGGACGGCAUGGAAGAUCAUGAGGAUCUGCCGCUGGGGUAUGGACUUUGCCACUGGGAUGGGGAAAGAGCAGAAGGUCGACAAGACGAGCCCUACAACUGCUGUCUCGACCAUCAAGCCCCUGACAGAAUCCCAAUGGCUCGUCCGGUUCUUGUUUCUGGAGUCCAUCGCCGGAGUCCCAGGAAUGGUGGCCGGUAUGCUUCGCCAUCUCCACAGUCUGCGGAGACUGAAGCGUGACAACGGCUGGAUCGAAACCCUGCUGGAAGAAUCAUACAACGAGCGUAUGCAUCUACUUACGUUCAUGCGCAUGGCAGAGCCAGGUUGGUUCAUGAAGCUCAUGAUACUCGGUGCGCAAGGAGUCUACUUCAACUCCCUCUUCAUCUCGUACUUGAUCUCCCCAAAGAUCACUCACCGAUUCGUGGGCUACCUCGAGGAGGAGGCCGUUCACACCUAUACAAUGGCCAUCAAGCAGAUCGAGGAGGGCCACCUACCAAAGUGGACCGACCCGAAGUUCCAGAUCCCCGAGAUCGCCGUCAAGUACUGGCACAUGCCAGAGGGCAAGAGGACGAUGAAGGAUCUCAUCCUUUAUGUGCGUGCCGACGAAGCUUGCCACAGAGGAGUCAACCACACACUGGGCAAUCUCAACCAGAAGGAAGACCCAAACCCGUUCGUGAGCGAAUACAAGAGCGACCGACCGCCACCCCGGCCGGCCGCGAGACCUGAGGGCUACGAACGGGCCGAGGUCAUCUAA
Molecule: messenger RNA, 1068 nt
Organism: Neoarthrinium moseri
Lineage: Eukaryota; Fungi; Ascomycota; Sordariomycetes; Amphisphaeriales; Apiosporaceae
Exons: 3
Coding region: 1-1068 (355 amino acids)
Biological process (GO): alternative respiration
Cellular component (GO): mitochondrion
Molecular function (GO): alternative oxidase activity
Source: RefSeq, a predicted model, not a curated record